CUCCGCCAAAACCCCUAAUAUUUUGCAGAAUUUAUUAGUUGUCGAAGGCAAAGGAUCUCUUUUCUCUCUUGUAACGCGAGAGAGAAGAUCAAAAGAAAAAAAAAAAAUGGGAGUUCUAUCAAACAAGAUCCAUGGAGAAGAUCUCAAGCCUGGAGAUCACAUCUACUCUUGGAGACAAGCCUACAUCUACGCUCAUCACGGGAUAUAUACUGGUGAUGGAAAAGUGAUCCAUUUCACUAGGGGAGCAGGACAGGAAAUCGGCACUGGAACUUUCUUUGACCGAAUCAUUUUUAGCUCAUCUCCUGCUCACCCUUCUGACAAUCCAUGUCUACAGUGUGGUGAUUAUUCAAGGCUUGAUGGUGUCAUCAUCUCCUGCAUUGACUGUUUUCUUGCUGGUGGCGAUCUCUAUCUCUUUGAGUAUGGUGUCUCACCAGCUUUAUUUCUUGUCAAAGCUCGAGGAGGGACUUGCACCCUUGCCACUUCCGAUCCCCCGGAAGAUGUUCUCCAUCGUGCCACUUUUCUUCUACAGAAUGGUUUUGGUGUCUACCAUGUUUUCAAGAAAAAUUGUGAGGAUUUUGCAAUAUACUGCAAAACAGGUCUACUUGUGAAUACUAGCAUCAGUAUGGGUUGCAGUGGCCAGGCUGCAUCAUUGGCAGCUGCUGUAAGUGCUAUUGUUUCUUCACCCCUUAGAUACUUGACUACAAGCUUUAGUGGCCUGGCGGCUGUUGGUUAUGGUAUUUAUUGCGUCAACCGAUUGGUUUCUGAUCUUGGAGUUCGACGUGAUGUAGGAAAAGUCCCGGUUGAGAGUCUUGUUGCCAAUACUGGCUUAGACGAGUCAAGCGGUGCGACUGAUAUUGCCAAAGAAUGA
Pistacia vera is the source of this 868-nucleotide messenger RNA. RefSeq lists its product as uncharacterized. Lineage: Eukaryota; Viridiplantae; Streptophyta; Magnoliopsida; Sapindales; Anacardiaceae. Bases 107 to 868 code for a protein of 253 amino acids. The transcript is spliced from 2 exons. The record is from RefSeq and is a predicted model, not a curated record.